This is a messenger RNA of Dictyostelium purpureum, 429 nucleotides long. RefSeq lists its product as uncharacterized. NCBI's taxonomy places the organism in Eukaryota, Evosea, Eumycetozoa, Dictyosteliales, Dictyosteliaceae. The record is from RefSeq and is a predicted model, not a curated record. The coding region runs from base 1 to 429 and encodes 142 amino acids. Gene Ontology annotation, cellular component: Golgi membrane. Gene Ontology annotation, biological process: vesicle-mediated transport. The transcript is spliced from 2 exons.
AUGUCAGGCGGUGGCGCUAAAAUCAUCUUAAAUUGUUUAUCAAUUCUUGCAGGUCUUUUUGUUUUGGCUUGUGGUAUUUACAUCUUUGCUGGUAGUUUCUGGCAUACAAUCAUUUCCUUCGUUAUCGGUGUAUAUUUUAUCUUAUUUGGUGUUUGUAUUGUUCUUUUCGAAUUCGUUUUCCCAUCAAAGGUUGUUUCAUUAUUUGGUUUCUACACAUAUUGGUUUGGUAGAGGUUGCUUCAUUUCACUUCUCGGUUUAUUAAUUUUAGAAAACCAUGGUUUCUUCUUAGCUGCUGGUAUUAUUGUCAUUGCAAUUGGUAUUGCUUUCAUGGUUCUUCAUUUCUUCUGCCCAUGUCCAUCACCAUUCUUCAGCAGUAGCGGCCAUAGUAAAAACAACAAUAAUGAAAGACAUGGUGCUGAACAUGCUUAA